This is a messenger RNA of Phycomyces blakesleeanus NRRL 1555(-), 378 nucleotides long. RefSeq lists its product as hypothetical. The record is from RefSeq and is a predicted model, not a curated record. The transcript is spliced from 3 exons. Bases 1 to 378 code for a protein of 125 amino acids. Lineage: Eukaryota; Fungi; Mucoromycota; Mucoromycetes; Mucorales; Phycomycetaceae.
AUGUGCAACAACAAUCCAACCAGGGUCGCAUCAGCCAAUUUCGACUUAUUAAAGCAGGCGCUCAGUAAAUUCCUUGCACAACUGGUCAAGGUCUUUUUGUUUGAACCCCUGGAUGGACAGGUGGUAGAUGCGCCCCCCGAACCCUUGUGGGUUUUGAUUUGUUCCCAAAGGGAUGAUUACAUGGCCAUUGUGAAUCAGAUCAUUGUACAGCAACCAGCAGAUAUUCAGUCUAGAUUACUCUUUGCUUUCCAAACCCUUGACCAGGCAACCCCUACUCAAUUGGCGUAUUCUUUGCCUCCUAGUCGGAAUGCACCAAAAUUUAGAGAGGCUCUUUUAUCGUUCCUAAUGGAUGUCCGAGCUGUACUGAGAGUCAAGUAG